AUGUCAACAUUGUCUUUCACCUGGGAUGAUCCACACGCGGACCUCCCCUCAGACUCGGAAGCGACUGAAGAAGACCUCCUCGACAACCCCGUGCUCAAAGUAUCGCGCCCAGUCACAGCGUGUACAAGAUGCCGAAGUGCCAAGAUCAAGUGUGACGGAAAGCUUCCGGCCUGUACCUCAUGUGUCAAGUUCGGUCGCGAAUCCGAGUGCAUGCCCAUCAGCGAACGCUUCAUCAGAGGGAGGGAACCAAAUUACGUGAGAGCUCUCGAAGCUAGGGUCGAGAAGCUGGAGAAACAGCUCCAUUACGCUCGGUCGCAGAUGUCCUCGCAGAGCCAGCCUGGUCCCGAUCCCGCCACUGCUCCCGGCCCUUUGGACCCUGAGACCGAUGAUUGGGGUCCAGAUCGCCGGGAUUCUCUUGACAAUAUCAGAGUCAACGUUGCCCGGAGGGCAGCACGCCUACAUGGGGAUGAAGAGAUCGAGCAGGUUAUAGCCUCACUGAGCUCAGUAACAAUUAACCCCGUUUCCCAGGAAGACCACGAGAAGACUCGUCUCUCCCUCGCCACCAUCAUCCUGGCUGCUUCCACAAACAAGUUCGUGCCACAGUCCCGGUCUGUCGGACUGCCGCCGUAUGACAAGGCCAGUAAGAUUGCCGACUUUUACAUGAGCAGCGUCCACCAGCUUUAUCCGGCCUUCUCCCGCAAUAUUUUCAAUGGUCUCCUCCAAGACAUAUACCGAACAAGCCAGAGGCAGUUCACUUCAGCAGAGUACUGGCUCUUUUGGAUGGUUCUUGCUAUCGGCUCCACAGCCCAGAGCCGACAGAAGGAUGACAGCCAUUACCUGGAUGGACUCGAUUAUCUUGCUUGUGCCUUGCCUUUUGCACAGGAAGUCCUUUCACCAGGCAAUGUCAAGCAAAUCCAGUCGCUUUUGCUUCUGACUCUUUACUCGACCUACGACCCCGAUCACUUCGACACAUGGCAGGUUCUGGGCUUCACUUGCCGUGCGAUCCUUGACCAAGGGCCAUUUGCAGACCCCCCUGAGCAUCACGGCAUGAGCAUAACCGAUGUCAAACUCCGUCGAAGAAUCUUCCGCAGCGCCUAUUCCCUAGACAGAGCCAUAAGUCUAGCACACGCCCGCGCCUUCUCCUUCGCCGACGACGCCAUUCCCUCCGAAGUCCGUGACGCCCUUGCCGACACCCCCAACAAGGACUCACCCAUCGCCGAAGCCUCCACCUACCUCUACCGCAUCCGCCGUCUCCAAUCCACCUGGUACCAAUCCCUCUUCCAAGGCUCGCCCUCGCACCCGCUUCCCGACUCGACCGCCUUCAUCUGGCGCAUGUGCCACGACAUGCACGCCUGGUUUUCUACCUUACCCGUCUCCCUCAACGCCUCCAUCCGGCAAAUGUUCGAGCUCGAAAUGUACUACAACCAUGUCUUCUGCAUCUCGCCCGGCAUCCGGUCGCCGCACCUCUCCACCUACGGCGAGCUUCUGAUCUUCGAGUACGCCAUCUCAUACAUCAGCGGGCUCUGCGGCAUGGCCGACGCGUCGAUCAGCACGGGGCUGUAUACCUUCCACGAUGUCCUGCGACUGUUUUUCGUCGGCACGCAGUUCGCCGCCAUCCUCCGAUCCGAGGCCGCGGACAUUCUGCUCUUCUCGCCACAUACCAUCUCGCACUCUGCUUCGCAGCAGGGUGGUGUCGCCCCGCCGCCUCUGCCGAGGAAGAGGCUGUCGGAUACCAAUACCACCCUUCCCAACAUUGACCGGGCCAUAACCGCGCUUGGACAGAUCGGCAAGCUACUGGAGUGGUACGGUGCCCGGUGGGAGGAUGCGCUGUCGCUGGGGGAGACGUUCCAGAUGUAUUCGCAGGAUCUGAUGGAGACGCUUAGGGGGAAGAAGCAGCAGAUGGGACAGCGACAGGUGCAACAAGGGCAGGGACAACGACAGGUGCAAGGCCAAGGGCAAACACAGGGACUAGGACGGGCGCAUACGCAGGGACCGGGAGGAUGGGAGAACCACCAGCAGCAGCAACAACAACACCAACAACACCAACAACACCAACAUCAACAACAUCAACAACAUCAACGACAACAGAAUUCGGGACCACAGCAUCGACCCCAGCCGAUGCAACAACAGACUUGGCCGCCAGGCGGAUAUUCGUUGAACAACAACGGUCGAUGAUUUAGGUCGAAUCUAGCUGUUUUCCACCUCUAUGCCUGUCCUUUCGUUCGUGGCUCACUUCAACCACGGUUGCUGAGUGGUUUUUUCCAUUUUAUUCAGUAUUGCAAUCUUCUUUGCAGCCUUCGUUAUUUGCGGUGUUAUUUUCUUGGAUAUAGAUAGCUUCAAGGCGGUUCGUUAUUCUACAUAUCUACCUACCUAAACCAACCAACGCAGCAACAUGUCAAUACCCAUUUCACCCGGCAAAAUUGAUCAAGUCACUCGCCUCUUGCUAUACAUACCGCUGACUAUGAUAAUGUCAUUUGACGUAAUACUUAUCUGUUAUCUUCUUGUAAGGCACCUGCCUGCUCCGGUUC
Neurospora tetraspora is the source of this 2528-nucleotide messenger RNA. RefSeq lists its product as uncharacterized. The record is from RefSeq and is a predicted model, not a curated record. Lineage: Eukaryota; Fungi; Ascomycota; Sordariomycetes; Sordariales; Sordariaceae. The coding region runs from base 1 to 2175 and encodes 724 amino acids. The transcript is spliced from 4 exons. Gene Ontology annotation, molecular function: sequence-specific DNA binding; DNA-binding transcription factor activity, RNA polymerase II-specific; zinc ion binding. Gene Ontology annotation, biological process: positive regulation of transcription by RNA polymerase II; DNA-templated transcription.